AUGUCGUUCCGGCGAAAAUACCACUCCGUGCCGCUGGGCCGCGACCAGUUUUACAUCGACGUGCGCUACACGAACCUGCGACCCAUCGGCGGCGGCUCCUACGGCGUCGUCUGCUCCGCCGACGACACGGCGACGGGGCGCCGCGUGGCCAUCAAGAAGAUCGCCAACGUCUUCAGCGACCUCGUCGACGCCAAGCGGAUCCUCCGGGAGAUCAAGCUGCUGCGGCACUUCGGGUCCCACGAGAACAUCGUGCAGGUCAAGGACAUCAUCACGGUGCCGCCGAACACCAUCGACUUCUCCGACGUCUACAUCGUCACGAACCUCAUGGAGCGCGCGCGCCGCGUCCUCGGAAGACGCCCGGAAGCCCGGAAACCCCCGCCGCGCGCCCCCAGGUCGGACCUCGACCGCAUCAUCACGAGCCGCCAGACGCUGACGAACCAGCACCACCAGUACUUCCUCUACCAGAUCCUGCGGGGGCUCAAGUACAUCCACAGCGCGUCCGUGCUGCACCGGGACCUCAAGCCGUCGAAUUUGCUCGUCAACAGCAACUGCGACCUGGCCAUCUGCGACUUCGGGCUCGCGCGGGGCUUCGACGACGACGCGGGCAAGCUCACGGAGUACGUCGUCACGCGCUGGUACCGCGCGCCGGAGCUGCUCUGCGAGACGAAGGACUACGACGAAGCCAUCGACGUCUGGUCCGUGGGCUGCAUCUUCGCGGAGAUGCUCCGGCGCAAGCCCUUCUUCCGCGGCGACACGCCGCAGCACCAGCUCGAGACCAUCGUCUCCGUGCUCGGCAAGCCCGGCGACGGCGCGCUGGAGAAGAUCCAGCACGAGGCCGCGCGCAAGGCCAUCUUCGCGGGCGCGGAGUGCGAGCCCUACCCCUUCGCGUCCUACUUCCCGCGCGACACGUCGCCGACGGCGCUCGACCUGCUCGCGAAGAUGCUCGUCUUCGACCCGGCGGCGCGCGCGACGGUGGACGCGGCCCUCGAGCACCCCUACCUCAGCGAGCUCCACGGCCAGAUGCCGGAGCCGCUCUGCGACGACACCUUCGACUUCGAGUUCGAGCGCGCCGCGACGGCGAGCUCCGACGAGGGCAAGGACGCGCUGCCCAAGGAGGAGAUCCAGUCCAUGAUGUUCGAGGAGAUGGUCCAGCUCCAGCUCGUCAUGGAGGACGGCGGCGCGGACGCCGGCGCCAAGGCCGGCGCCGAGGGCAAGGACGGCGAGGAGGACAUGGCCACGGCGCGGACGACGGACACCGCCGACGCCAAGUAG
This is a messenger RNA of Aureococcus anophagefferens, 1272 nucleotides long. RefSeq lists its product as hypothetical. Gene Ontology annotation, biological process: protein phosphorylation; intracellular signal transduction. Bases 1 to 1272 code for a protein of 423 amino acids. The record is from RefSeq and is a predicted model, not a curated record. Gene Ontology annotation, cellular component: cytoplasm; nucleus. NCBI's taxonomy places the organism in Eukaryota, Pelagophyceae, Pelagomonadales, Pelagomonadaceae. Gene Ontology annotation, molecular function: MAP kinase activity; ATP binding. The transcript is spliced from 2 exons.